This is a messenger RNA of Dracunculus medinensis (Guinea worm), 708 nucleotides long. Lineage: Eukaryota; Metazoa; Nematoda; Chromadorea; Rhabditida; Dracunculidae. The record is from the annotation of a GenBank genome assembly.
AUGAGUAAAAAGCUAAUUAAUUUCGUAUUUCAGGUACUGACUGCAUCAGUGAUGUUAUGCAAUAUUCUCGGCGCUCUUUGUAUUGUGCUUAAUUUUUUUAUCAUUAUAAUGCUAAUCAGAAAUCGCAACAAAGUUUUAUCCAACGUUUUCUAUGUAAUUGUACUACACUGCGCUAUAGUUGAUCUUAUUCGAGGAUGCUGCCUUAUGGCAUGGGGUUUACCCCAUUUAUUAAUGAAUAAGAAGCCUACGAUGAACGAUCGUCUACUUGCUCUUAAGGUAGCUGUUGUUCUGCAAGAGAGAUAUCGAAUAUCAAUUCAGAUAAACCAAUUUGCUUUGGUGAUUUUACGGUCAUGCAAUUUGUUAACAAUAUUUAACCUGCUUGUUUUCACGACGAAUGAAUUUCUGGUGAUACAGCAUCCACUUUAUUACCGAAGGAAUUUCAGGCGACGAGCAGUAUUAAUUUUAUUUCUUGCCAGUUGGUUGGUAAGUCUUACUUUCGGAAUCGGAUCGGUUUUCUCAAAUUUUUUUGAGUCUGCUCAUUCAGUUCUGGUAUUUAAUAAUGAUACUUCAAUUGAUUAUCGAAAUGGGACAAUAGGUAAAUUUUUUUGCAUAUCUUGGACAGAGAUGAAUACAAAGGUAAUAAAUUUGUAUGCGUACAAUCCUUUUAUUAAAAUAGCUCAAUAUUUUUUAUUAUUUUCGCUUUUUUAA